This is a messenger RNA of Melitaea cinxia (Glanville fritillary), 558 nucleotides long. RefSeq lists its product as uncharacterized. Bases 205 to 558 code for a protein of 117 amino acids. The transcript is spliced from 5 exons. NCBI's taxonomy places the organism in Eukaryota, Metazoa, Arthropoda, Insecta, Lepidoptera, Nymphalidae. The record is from RefSeq and is a predicted model, not a curated record.
GUCGGCCAUAGCCCAUAUUUCUAGAUAUGCUAGAAUACUAGACGUGUAAAAGUCGUAGUAACGUCGUGAAAUCGUUUCGUGUUUUUUUUUAUGUUUGUUAUUUGUUUUCGUAUUGUAUUGUGCAUGUGAAUAUUAAGUGUUUGUGUGUGCUUUGUUGAAUAUUGUUUCAUUGUAACAUAAGAUAUGGACAGAAGGUAACGCAGGAUGCUGCUAUGGGUGGUGGUGGCCACCGUCGCGCUGGCGGCGACAAACGCCCAGAUGGACUUGCUGGACAUGCUCAGCGACUGGGGUGGUCCUGACGAAGGCUGCAGGGAGGAGAUAGGAGUCGGGGUGGUCAUACUGAGCUGUACGCUACCCAGCGGGAAUCUGACCGUCCGCGUCGACAGGUCCGCCAGCUACUUGGAGAUCAUUUGUGAGAAGAACAGUACGCUAGUUUGCGACGAACUCCAAGAUGCGAAGCCCUUCAUUGACAAAUAUAUAGAUACAAGCAGAAGAAAUAAAAAUCUUAACUUCCUAUACAUAAACACAUGUAAUCUGCCCCACGAAAGUCUAGCCUAG